AUGGGAGGCGGUGACUUAAAUAUGAAAAAGAGUUGGCACCCUCUUUUAAUGAGAAAUCAAGAGAGGGUGUGGAAAGAAGAACAAACACACAAGGAAGAGCUGAAAAGAGUCGAGCAAUUACGAAGAGAAAUUGAAGAGGAACGACAACUUUUGGAGCUCCAGAGAUUACAGGAAGCAGCAGGAGGAAAAAAGAGAAAAGAUCGAGUGGAAUGGAUGUAUGCAGUUCCCACAGCAGAAGGAGCGAAACGAGACGCUUCAGAAAUGGAAGAAUAUUUACUUGGUAAACGGCGAUUGGACGACCUUUUAAGUGAUAAAGUGGAAGAUCAGAAAAAUUCUCUUAAUAAAACUGAAUUUAUUUCUUUACAGAAUGCCAAUUCCGUUCAAGAUAUCCAAUCCAAAGUUCGACUGGACCCUCUUUUGGCUAUAAAGCAACAAGAGCAAAAGCAAAUGCAUGUACUAGCAGAGAAGAGAAAAAGAAAAUUAGAAGAAGAUGAAAGGAGGAAAAAGGAGUUGGACCAUCGUAGUCGACAUCUUAACUCACGAGAAAAGAGUUACGACAGACAUGGCCGCUAUAAUGACUCUCGGCGAUACAAUACUUCAAGAAACAUUUCGAGGACAGAAAGAUAUCCACGGAAAGAAUAUGGGGAUCGACAUUAUGGCGAUAGAAGGUAUGUUGACGAUCGAGAUGAUGAAGAAAUGCGUCUGUACCAAGACAGACGAAGACACGGGAACGAAAAAAGGUACCACACAAGACGACAUUCUUCAAGGUCACCUUCACCACAACGACGAAGCUCCCAUAGGUCACGUGCUGAUGCCGGUGGAUCCUCAACAGAAGAUACUCGUGAGCGUCGAUUACGAGAAAUGCAAAACAAUGCUCAGAGUUUAGAACAAAACAGGGUUGAAAAACUUCAUAAAUUAGAACAAGAGGAAUUGACCGAAACCGCCAAAAACGAACAGGAAAGAUCUAGCACCGCUAGGAAAUGGAAUAAUCAAGGAGAUUUCCUUCGUGAAAUGAAAAGAGAAGUAUAUUCUGGUGAUGCGGUAAAUCUAGCCGACCGCGUUAGCAGUAUGCGGCAUACUGCUCUUAAGCAAUAA
Molecule: messenger RNA, 1095 nt
Organism: Schizosaccharomyces osmophilus
Lineage: Eukaryota; Fungi; Ascomycota; Schizosaccharomycetes; Schizosaccharomycetales; Schizosaccharomycetaceae
Gene: cwf25
Product: complexed with Cdc5 protein Cwf25
Exons: 2
Coding region: 1-1095 (364 amino acids)
Biological process (GO): mRNA splicing, via spliceosome
Cellular component (GO): U2-type spliceosomal complex
Source: RefSeq, a predicted model, not a curated record